Messenger RNA from Alligator sinensis (Chinese alligator), 2635 nucleotides. It is a transcript of the gene FERMT2, whose product is annotated as fermitin family member 2. Gene Ontology annotation, biological process: integrin-mediated signaling pathway; cell-matrix adhesion. The record is from RefSeq and is a predicted model, not a curated record. Gene Ontology annotation, molecular function: integrin binding. The transcript has 16 exons. NCBI's taxonomy places the organism in Eukaryota, Metazoa, Chordata, Crocodylia, Alligatoridae. Gene Ontology annotation, cellular component: extrinsic component of cytoplasmic side of plasma membrane; focal adhesion. Bases 135 to 2213 code for a protein of 692 amino acids.
GGAGCUCAGACCUAGAUCAGGACCCCAUAGUGCUAGGCACCAAACAAGCACAGAACAAAAAAAUGGGCUCUGCUCCAGCAAGCUUUAAGCCAAAGUAGAAGAGGUGAAAGGUGCAUGAGAAAAAACGCUGCUAAAUGGGGAGAAUACAAGGAAACAGACAGCAGAGGUCCUUGUGGAAAGCUGUGCCCACAGCAUACCAGCUUCUUAAACAUCCAGCUUGUAAACUCCUUCAGAUGGGGCAUGUCUCUGCUGUAUUUCUACAGCACUCAGCGGAUGUCAAGAAAGACUGGUCAGAUCAUGCACUGUGGUGGGAAAAAAAGAAAACCUGGCUCCUUAAAACUCACUGGACCUUGGACAAAUAUGGUAUACAAGCUGAUGCCAAGCUCCAGUUCACUCCUCAACAUAAAUUACUUCGUCUUCAACUUCCGAACAUGAAAUAUGUGAAAGUGAAAGUGAAUUUCUCCGAUAGAGUCUUCAAAGCAGUAUCUGAUAUCUGUAAGACUUUCAACAUCAGACACCCAGAGGAACUCUCUCUUUUGAGGAAACCCAGAGAUCCAACAAAGAAAAAAAAGAAAAAGCUAGAUGAUCAGUGUGAAGAUGAAGCACUCGAACUGGAGGGACCGUUAAUCACUCCAGGAUCAGGCACUGAUGUUCUUUACAUCGGCCCCGUGAAAGGAAACAUAUAUUCAAGCCCUGGGCUUUAUAGUAAAACUAUGACGCCAACAUACGAUUCUCACGAUGGAAGUCCUCUGUCUCCAACUUCAGCUUGGUUUGGAGAUAGUGCUUUAUCAGAAGGAAAUCCUGGCAUACUCGCUGUUAGCCAGCCAAUCACUUCCCCAGAAAUCUUAGCAAAAAUGUACAAGCCACAAGCGCUUCUUGAUAAAGCUAAGAUCAACCAAGGGUGGCUGGACUCAUCAAGAUCUCUCAUGGAGCAAGAAGUGAAAGAAAAUGAGGCCUUACUGCUUCGGUUCAAAUACUACAGCUUUUUUGACUUGAAUCCAAAGUAUGAUGCAAUCAGAAUCAACCAGCUUUAUGAGCAAUCUAAAUGGGCUAUUCUUUUAGAAGAAAUCGAAUGUACGGAAGAAGAAAUGAUGAUGUUCGCAGCAUUGCAGUAUCACAUCAACAAGCUGUCAAUCAUGUCCUCAGAAAAUCACUUGAACAACAGUGACAAAGAGGUGGAUGAAGUAGAUGCUGCCCUUUCUGACUUGGAAAUUACUUUGGAAGGUGGUAAAACAUCCACUGUUCUGGGUGACAUCACUUCAAUUCCUGAGCUUGCCGACUACAUUAAAGUAUUCAAGCCUAAGAAGCUGACGCUAAAAGGUUAUAAACCGUAUUGGUGCACCUUCAAAGAUACCUCUAUUUCCUGCUAUAAAAGCAAAGAAGAAUCCAAUGGGACCCCAGCUCACCAAAUGAACUUAAGAGGCUGUGAGGUUACCCCUGAUGUAAACAUCUCUGGUCAGAAGUUUAAUAUCAAACUUCUCAUUCCAGUUGCGGAGGGUAUGAAUGAAAUCUGGCUUCGCUGUGAUAACGAAAAGCAGUAUGCGCACUGGAUGGCAGCCUGCAGGCUAGCGUCCAAGGGCAAGACCAUGGCAGACAGCUCCUAUAACCUGGAAGUUCAGAAUAUCCUGUCAUUUUUGAAGAUGCAGCAUUUGAACCCAGACCCACAGCUAAUGCCAGAGCAGAUCACAACGGACAUUAAUCCCGAAUGCCUGGUGUCCCCUCGCUACCUUAAAAAGUACAAGAACAAACAGCCAGGCUAUAUAAGAGACUUGAUCACAGCCAGGAUUCUGGAGGCCCAUCAGAACGUAGCUCAGAUGAGUCUAAUCGAAGCAAAGAUGAGAUUUAUCCAAGCUUGGCAAUCUCUACCAGAAUUUGGCAUCACACACUUCAUUGCAAGAUUCCAAGGGGGCAAGAAAGAAGAGCUGAUUGGGAUUGCCUAUAACAGACUGAUAAGAAUGGAUGCAAGCACAGGAGAUGCAAUUAAAACAUGGCGAUUCAGCAACAUGAAACAGUGGAACGUAAACUGGGAGAUCAAAAUGGUCACUGUCGAGUUCGCAGAUGACGUACGGGUGUCCUUCAUUUGCACCGAGGUGGAUUGCAAGGUGGUUCACGAGUUCAUUGGUGGCUACAUUUUCUUGUCAACGCGGGCAAAAGACCAGAACGAAAGUUUAGAUGAAGAGAUGUUCUACAAACUUACCAGCGGUUGGGUGUGAGUUUGAUGUACUGUUUACAGAGAGAAACCCCCAUGGCCAUAUUAAAUAUUUAACUUUAAAAGCUGUUGUUUGAAAUAUGCUGCUUAAUAAAGGAAGCCUGAAAUGUAUCUUUUUUAUUUUUUUUAAUUAUGAACGUUUUUGCAUUACCCAGAGCAGUUAAUACGUGCACUAACGAGCACUUCUGUUAAUCUGCUAUAACGAGACAGUAUGUGAGCUGUGUUGUGGCACGUGUCGGGAUCAGAUUUAACCGAUGUAGCUAGCCAAAUUCGGAAGAGAGCUCUAAGCCAUCUACUAGAAAGCUGUCCAGGCCUUAAACGAUAUGAAGUCUAUUUAUCAUGUUUAAUGCAUGUGGUUUUUACUUUUGUGCUUUUUCUGUAAAUUUGACAUGUUUUUGAAGUUGUUCUACCUUCGAGUAGAAAGUU